CUUGAACGUAAGACGCUCUUGUGUUUUGCCGCGAGAUACAGUUUCUUAAAUCAGCCUCGCCUCGAGUCUACAACUUGAUUGGAUUGUGCGUGUUUAUGUUAGUUGUUUUCAUUGUCUGAACUGUCAAACCAAGAACGCCACCGCUGUACAGCUCGCGCGCAUCACCGCUGCUCCAUGGAGACUUGAGCCGCGCGCACCGAGCGCAUUCACUGUGAAUUAAACCGAACUACAGAAGAGCAAGUCAACAGCGAGUGUUGGAGUCCACCGGAAUACACACACCGUCUCUGUGCAAAGUUGCUUGUCAAAUUCCUCUCAGCCUAUACAGGAGCUACUCAACAAAAUGAACCUCUGUUAACGUACGUCUGUCUGUCAGAGCAGAGGUUUAUUGAUCGUCAUCUCUGCGACUGGUGGACACAGUUACCGCUACACUGCCACCAUGCUUCAUUUUCGCCUUCCUUCAACCCCUUUCUCCUUAACUCCUUGCCUUUCCUCUCUCCUCCUCCUGAUCUUCCUCUUGGGGCUCGCCCAUCUCUCUCAGGCUGGUGGCGACGCCCACAGCAGCCCAGGGAACUGUUCAGGGGAGGACAGCUGCUCUGAGGGUGUCGUCCUGCCGGUAUGGAACCCCCAGAACCCCUCUGUAGGCGACAAGGUGGCACGUGCCAUCGUCUACUUUGUGGCCCUCAUCUACAUGUUCUUGGGUAUGUCCAUCAUCGCCGACCGGUUCAUGUCAUCCAUCGAGGUGAUUACAUCUCAAGAGAAGGAGAUAACGAUCAAGAAACCCAAUGGAGAGACCACCACUGCGACCGUACGCAUCUGGAACGAGACAGUCUCCAACUUGACCCUCAUGGCUUUGGGAUCGUCGGCCCCUGAGAUCCUGUUAUCCGUGAUUGAGGUAUGCGGGCACAAGUUUGAGGCUGGUCACCUGGGCCCGAGCACAAUUGUGGGUAGCGCUGCCUUCAACAUGUUCAUCAUCAUCGCCCUCUGUGUUUACGUGGUCCCAGAUGGUGAGGUACGCAAAAUCAAACACUUGAGGGUCUUCUUUGUGACGGCAGCCUGGAGCAUAUUCGCCUACAUUUGGCUCUACUUGAUCCUCUCUGUCUUUUCUCCUGGUGUAGUGGAAGUUUGGGAGGCCGUGCUUACUUUCCUCUUCUUUCCGCUCUGUGUGGUUCAGGCCUGGAUCGCUGACCGUCGUUUGCUCUUUUACAAAUACGUCCACAAGCGCUACCGUGCUGACAAGAACCGUGGGAUCAUCAUUGAGACGGAGGGUGACGGCAUGUUCACCAAGAUGGAUAUGGAGAUGGACGGCCAAGGUGCCAAUUCCCACCACAAGGAGGCACUUGAUGGGAUGCUGGCUGGGGUGGAGGAAGGAGGUGGAGGGGAAGAAGAGGAGGCGAGGAGGGAGAUGGCUCGUACGUUGAAGGAACUCAAGCAAAGAUACCCGGAGAAGGACAUGGAGCAGCUGAUUGAGAUGGCGAACUAUCAAGUGCUGGUGCAACAGCAGAAGAGUCGAGCUUUCUAUCGCAUCCAGGCUACUCGCAUGAUGAUCGGAGCGGGGAACAUCCUCAAGAAGCAUGCUGCGGACCAAGCCAGGAAGGUGGUGAGCUGCCAUGAGGCUAAUGCCCAAGAAGAAGACCCUCACACCAUCUAUCUGGAGUUUGAGCCCUCUCAUUAUCAAUGCUUUGAGAACUGCGGCUCUUUAAAACUCUCUGUGACCCGACAUGGUGGAGACAGCGGCUACACUGUCAAGCUGACAGUCGGUGUGAUUGACGAUGACAUAUUCGAAGAAGAUGAGCAUUUCUACGUACAUCUCAGCAACCCUCGUGUUGUCCACCGUGCCGAGGUCUCCGUCCUCGACCCUAAUGCGGUGUCGCCAGGCAACAGCAUUAUAGGGUCCAGCCACGUUCCUCCCAAAGCUGCCCUAGGUAACGCACACACUGCCACGGUGACCAUUUACGAUGAUGACCACGCAGGGAUCUUCACGUUCGAGACCAAUUCCACACGAGUGAGCGAAAGUGUGGGCAUCAUGCAGGUGAAGGUCCACAGAACAUCUGGAGCAAGGGGGAAGGUGGCAGUACCGUACCACACUACAGAGGGAACUGCCAAAGCUGGAGAAGACUAUGAAGAGGUGGCUGGCAAACUGGAGUUCCUCAAUGAUGAGACCAUGAAAAUCCUGGAGGUGAAGAUCAUUGACGAUGAGGAGUAUGAGAAGAACAAAACCUUCAUCAUCCACCUGGGGGAGCCGGUGCUGCUGGAGAUUGGGCAGAAACACGGAGACUCCAAUGAUAACAAACCGGCGGUGGGGGCAGAGGAAGAGGAGGUGGCCAAGAUGGGGUGCCCAAGUCUGGGAGAGCACACCAAACAGGAAGUGGUGAUAGAGGAAUCGUACGAGUUUAAGAAUACCGUCGACAAGCUCAUAAAGAAGACUAACCUGGCGCUGGUGGUGGGCAGCAGCAGCUGGAGAGAACAGUUUGUCAGCGCUGUCACUGUCAGUGCAGGUGAUGAUGAUGAAGAGGAGAGCGGGGAAGAGCGCUUGCCCUCAUGCUUUGAUUACAUCAUGCACUUCCUGACAGUUUUCUGGAAGGUUCUGUUUGCCUUCGUUCCACCUACGGAGUACUGGAACGGCUGGGCCUGCUUCAUUGUCUCCAUCACGCUCAUCGGGGUCCUGACCGCUGUUACUGGAGAUUUGGCCUCUCACUUUGGUUGUACAGUAGGCCUGAAGGAUUCUGUCACAGCUGUGGUGUUUGUGGCCUUGGGCACAUCUGUGCCUGAUACUUUUGCCAGCAAGGUGGCAGCCAUCCAGGACCAAUACGCCGAUGCAUCCAUUGGAAAUGUGACAGGUAGUAAUGCAGUUAAUGUCUUCCUGGGUAUUGGAGUGGCGUGGACCAUCGCUGCUGUGUACUGGCACAGUCAGGGCAAAAAAUUCCAGGUCCCGCCGGGGUCGCUGGCGUUUUCCGUCACCCUCUUCACCAUUAUGGCACUGCUGUGUGUUCUGAUACUGCUGUACCGCCGCCGGCCCUCUGUGUCCGGGGGCGAGCUGGGGGGUCCGCGAACCGCCAAGCUGCUCACCGUGUUCCUCUUCCUCAUGCUGUGGCUCAUCUACAUCCUGCUGGCCUCGCUGGAGGCUUACUGCCACGUGCCUGGCUUCUGAGAAAGUUCCUGAGAGAGAUGUACUCUUUGCUGUAAAACCUCCCAUCAUUCUUCCUCUCUGCUUUUGUGUAUAUGAGAAGUCUAAAAUGAGUGUUUAGAUCUGUUCUUACUGAUUAUUAUCGCUGUUGAAAUUGAACUCGCAUCCUUUAGCUAACACUGACGUGGAUUUCUAGAUGAGUGUCAGUGGAGGAUGAUAGAGGCUCUGUGAUUUCAUGCACAGCUUCUCUUUAUAGAUGGAUCUCACUUACAUGGUGUCUGCCACCCCCUGGAUAUUCAGACAGAGCAACUCUCUCCAGAAUACUCUCUAGAGAGCCCCCUCAGCGUUUUUCUUGCUUCAGUGCUGUUUUUUCCAAGGAUGGUCCUUUAUGCCUCACUUCGAUAUUCUCUCAGAAAUCCCUCAUCUAUUAUUCUCUCUUCCCUCCCAAGUCGCUGUCAAUAGACUCAUUCCCACUGCAGAGAUCUGGGCAUGCUUCACACCUCUACCUACCCUCAAGACAUGAACACUCUGUUUCAUCUGUCUUCUCUUGCCUGUUACUGAAGCUCCCCGCAGACAUUCGUACCACACUAGCGCUGUUCAUUUUUCACAACUAUAAUUUCAGCUCAAGUGAUCCGGUGAGGGCUGAGCUUCUCAAACUGACUCCGCCCCUAAUAUGACCUUUGCCCAUAACCCUGGCCAAAUUCUACUCAAACAUCUUCAUCACCUCUGAACAUGCCCCAGUGCUACCUACACCAGACCUUCUUCAACUCUUGACCUCACCCUCAAUAAUUAUACAACAACUUCCUCACUAUUAACCUCACUUCAAUGUUAUCGCAGGCCCUGCUUAGUACUACUUAUACCCUUAUACUACUAUAGUGACCCCGCCCCAUCACUACAUACACCACACCUUCACUUCUGACUCCACCCAUUACACUACCUAUACCACACCUUUUAAUCUCUGGCCCACCCCAUUAUUACCAUACCUUAUUUACAUAUGACACCAAUUCACAACAAACAACGCCCUCUUCACUUCUGACCCCACCCACAACCCUACCUGUGCCACACCCCUUCC
Molecule: messenger RNA, 4196 nt
Organism: Sinocyclocheilus rhinocerous
Lineage: Eukaryota; Metazoa; Chordata; Actinopteri; Cypriniformes; Cyprinidae
Product: sodium/calcium exchanger 1-like
Exons: 9
Coding region: 437-3148 (903 amino acids)
Biological process (GO): sodium ion transmembrane transport; calcium ion import across plasma membrane; cell communication
Cellular component (GO): axon; postsynapse; sarcolemma
Molecular function (GO): calcium:sodium antiporter activity
Source: RefSeq, a predicted model, not a curated record